Messenger RNA from Olea europaea var. sylvestris, 963 nucleotides. RefSeq lists its product as uncharacterized. Bases 1 to 963 code for a protein of 320 amino acids. The record is from RefSeq and is a predicted model, not a curated record. NCBI's taxonomy places the organism in Eukaryota, Viridiplantae, Streptophyta, Magnoliopsida, Lamiales, Oleaceae. The transcript has 6 exons.
AUGGGACAGGAGACUAGCCCCUCCCUGAGCCCUCCCCAUCCCACUUUAAAUGAGAAUGGGUGUGAAUGGGAAAUGGAGCGUGGGGGAUCGGAUCACCUGACUAAUGUUCAAUGUUCAACAUUCAACGUUAAUGUUAACUGCUCUGUGAACCCCAUUCUUCCUCUCCCUAUCAAUUUUCUCUCGUCGUUGGCCAAUAAACUUCAUGGAAGGUUAGAAAUCUUUGGUGACGCAAUGGAGGAACUUGAUUGGUAUCGAUUAUUUCAACGUUUCUCGUGCAUAAGGCCUACUCGUUAUGAACUGCACCGAACAAGAAAAGGACACAUUUGCUACCUAUAUGCUCCAAGAGAUGCCUAUGAUUCGUGGUUGAUGGUUCAACACCAACAUGACAAGGAUACUAGACCCUUCACUUGGGAUAUGUUCAAAGAUGACUUCAAUGACAAGUAUUUCCCUAAGAAUAUUCGCCGACAGAAAGAGAGAGAAUUCAUUAAGCUGGAGCAGGGAAAUCGUACAGUUACUAAAUAUGAGGCUGAAUUUGCUCGCCUGUCAAAAUUGCCUCUAGAUCUGGUUGCAACAGAAGAAAGAAGAACAAGGGAAGAAAAUAACACAAAGUUGAGUAGUCAGAAAUUUUAUGGUGGAAAUUCGAAGGGGCAGAUUUGGAAGAACAACAGUCAAAAGAUGAGUAAUGAGCAAGGUAGCAACAAUGGAUAUCGCCAAAACAAACAGCAAAAAACUACAUGCUCGAAAUGUCGCAAGGAGUAUCUGGAUGAAUGUCUUGAUGGCAUGGGUCUAUGCUUCCGGUGCGAAAAGACUGGCACCGUGUAUAUGUGUAAUACACCUGCAGCGUCUUGUUUAACUAUGGGGCUACCCACUCAUUUCUUAGUCCUAAAUUUGUCAAGAAGCUGGAAAAAACUCUUAUACAGUCGAAAGAACAGAUUAGUGUAUCCACCCCAUCCGGUUCCAUAA